UCGUUAAGAGUGAUUCUCAUUCACUGAUCGACUGUUAUGUCGAGUCAAACACGUCUUGGAUUAUCACCCAUUCAUAUAUGUAUUGGUUGUCAACACAACACAAGUGACCAGUGAUCGGCGCCAAUGACUACCGCUUGCAGUGCUUCAGCUUUCAUGAAGAGCCCACUCGUCACCUGGGUCAAUUCAUUAAACGAUGAAAAAUGCGCUCAAAAAGAGAUCAAAGAUUACAGUGAACUGAGUUCUGGCACUCUUUUCAGUAAAGUUUGGCUCCAAAUUGAUCCGCAACCGAUCUAUCAAUUUGUAACGACUAAUGAUGGCAUUGGAAGUCGUAUUAAGAAUUUGAGUUCACUUUUAAAUAAUAUAAAAGCAUUUUAUGAGAACAUUUUGGGCCAAACGCUUGUCAUUAGAAUACCAGAUAUCGUGAAGAUUGCCGUCAAUCCAAACGAUGAGUCUUCCAGUUGUGAAGAGAUGAAAGUAUUGCUACUUUUAAUGCUCGGAUGUGCCGUUCAAUGCGAACGCAAAGAGCACUUCAUUGAUGGCAUCAAACAAUUAGAUAUAUCUGUUCAGCACUCGAUUGUUGAAUGCAUACAAAAAAUCACAGAUAAUCCGGAGUCAGUUUGGCUCAGCUCUGAAUGGAAUGUAUUGCCCGAUGAAGAACACGAUAGACAACGACUAUAUUCGCUAUUAGUUCAACACAUCAAUGGACUCGUUAAAGAGAGACACGAAUUACAUAAUAAGAUCACUGAUUUGUCCCUCGAGUUGAACACCAAUUGCCGGAGCGAUUCAAACGAUAGUAACGCUCUCUUCGUCUCUAGUCUUAAUAUAGCGAAUACUGUGAGAAGUGACCAAAAGUCAAGUCUUAUUGUUGAGGAAUUGGCAGACAUUAAGUCAAAACACAGAAGAGUUCAGCAGGAAUUGGAAGAGAAGAAUGAAAUGGUAUCGGAGCUGAAAGAACUUCUCGAACAAAGCAAGGAAUCGUGUAAUAAACUCAGACAUGAGAACCUGGAUCUCAUACAAGAGGCCCGAUCUGUGAAAGCAUAUCGCGAUGAGAUCGAUGUACUCAACGAAAGGGUCCGUAAAGUGGAUCACUUGGAGAACGAAGUGCACAGAUAUAGAGACAAAAUGAAUGAAUUAGACUUCUUUAAGUCAAGAGUCGAUGAAUUGAGAGAAGAUAAUCGUGUAUUGAGUGAAACCAAAGUGAUGCUCGAAGAACAGCUCGACUUGAACCGCAAGAAAGCGGACCAAUUGCCUGAACUCGAGGCACAGAUACUGAAACUGAGCGCCUAUUCCGAUGAGAUGGCUAUUCAAAAGGAUUUGGAUAGAAAUAAAAUGGAGACCUUUAUUGAAGAGAUCACUCAAUUAAGGUUAGAUAAGAAGUCGAGCGCAGAAGAGUUGACGAAAGUUGAGGAACAGUUGAUUCAUCUGAAGUCACAAAUGAAAGUGGAUUUAAUGCAACAGAACGGAGAGGGAAACCUAUUGGAACAGAUCAAUAACGACGCCUCCAAAAGGGUCCUUAAACUCGAGUUAGAAAAUCAAAGAUUGCAGUCAUUAGUGGAAAACAUCAAAAAUAACCAAAAAUCUGAUUAUGAAUAUAAAUCGAUAAGCAGUUCACCGCUUACGACACCGUCUGACAGGUCUGAAAGUAAUUCAAUGGAGGAUAAGGUAAAUGAAAGAUUGGGCACAACUUCUCCAGAAGAAGACAAAGAGGAAUACAAAGAAGAAGUAGAAGUAGUAUUAGCGGACAAAGAAGUACAACAAAUGAAUGGCAAACUCGAAAGUCUAGAACUGAGCCAUUCGUGUGAUUGCAAUGAUUUGAACGAUAAGAUUACAAAAUUAAAAGAAGAGAACCGAGUUAUGGACGAAGAGCACAAACGACUGCAAACCGAAUACAAAAUGUUACAAAAUAUAUACAAAAAGUUGAGGACAGAAAACAAUGACUUGAAACUGAGACACACAGAACUUCAGGGCGAGACCUCUGAAUGCAGGGAUAGGAUGGCGCUGUUGGACGUGGAAGUGUCCAAACUGGCCAACUAUUGCGAAAUGGUUGCGCUCACCAACAACUCAAUUGAAUCGCAUCGCAAAAGACUGAUCAACAAUAUAUCAAAUCUAUUGACACAAUAUCAUGACGUGUUGACAGAAAUUGGCGGCGACUCUGAAAAGUUAAUCUCAGAUAAAAUGCAUGACUUGACCGCUAAAAAGGAAAAAUUGGAUAAAAUGAUCAAAGAGUAUGAUUUGACACUCGAGAAGAAGAAAGUUGUCGUCAGUAAUCAUAACGUUGUCCGUCGUAUCCAUAGGUCAUCGACUGAUCUCUGUUUAUCUAAUAAUCAAAUCAUUCAUUUUAAUGACCGCUCGAAAGAGCGUAAUUCCGCUCCAUUUGAUAAUUUGGCCGAUGAGGCCAUAUAUGGCCGCAUUUGGGAGGCGGAGACUCCACCCAUCACUUCUAGUACAUCAGCAUUGCGUCCGACGCCCACUAAUAAUACUUCAUCGCAAGCCUUAGAACAAAGCAGUGGAAAGGCUUCCGAAACUAUUAAAGCUUCGGAUCCUUUAAAUCAGAUAAAAGAAGAGAUAAUAAAUGGUGAGACAAGUGUGAUAUGUCCGGUGCCGCCGCCUCGGCCUCCGCCGCGGGUCUCGACAACUAUAGAGAAUAAGAUUCAUUUAAGUGUAAUAACUAGUCCUCUGCGCUCUCAAUCCAAUACCAGUACUGGUUGUGAAGCAUUGCAUACAAUGAGUGGAAGCACUCGAACUAAUUCUCAUUCAUAUAACAACUUCACGAGAGGAACAUUUAAGAGCAAUAGUAUAAACUACGGAAGUCCUGUCCGGCGCCAACACAUGCCGUACAAGAAUGGUAACCAUCACACGAGCCAUCACUUCCACCACUUGCACCCACACUCGGCGUCGCCGUCACUGCUAUCGGACUCUUCGCUCACACCUUUAGAAGACUCUGAGCUCAGCGACGGAGGCCUUAAUAAUCAGAGAUCUCGUCAUUUGACAAAUUGCGAUACCGUUACUGUCAAUAGCAAUACAACCAAUUCUAUUUGGUAUGAAUACGGCUGUGUCUGACAUACCUGUCCAUCCAUCUCAUCCACCACUUCAUCACAAGACAAAACACUAUUUAAUGGUAAUUAAUGUAAUAUAAUAUACAAUUUACUUUAAUAUAAAAGGAAACUAAUUUUGUAUAUUGAAGUGUACUUAAAUUAUGCUAAAAUUUAUGGCCAUUUUAUACACCGAUAAUAUUUAUAAUAUUUGUAGAAAUAGUUUUGUGAUUCAAUUCAUACGACAAGACCA
Medioppia subpectinata is the source of this 3285-nucleotide messenger RNA. NCBI's taxonomy places the organism in Eukaryota, Metazoa, Arthropoda, Arachnida, Sarcoptiformes, Oppiidae. The record is from the annotation of a GenBank genome assembly.